Molecule: messenger RNA, 1641 nt
Organism: Cottoperca gobio
Lineage: Eukaryota; Metazoa; Chordata; Actinopteri; Perciformes; Bovichtidae
Gene: phyh
Product: phytanoyl-CoA 2-hydroxylase
Exons: 9
Coding region: 96-1100 (334 amino acids)
Biological process (GO): fatty acid alpha-oxidation
Molecular function (GO): phytanoyl-CoA dioxygenase activity
Source: RefSeq, a predicted model, not a curated record
GUAUAAAGUUGUGUGUGUGUGUGUGUGUGUGUGUGUGGUUACUCUGCCCUUUGCCCAGGCAGAUCGCUGUUUACCGGCUACAACCUGCCUGGAAGAUGUCUCGGGCUGCGGAGAGACUCGCGCUGCUGAUGAACCAUCUUCACCGACAUCCCGCCGCCAUCAGAUUUGCACCAACAAGUGCUGAAAGCCUCACCUGCACCCCCCCACACAGACUGAGAUACAGCUGUGAUACUGACCUGCUGACCCCAGAACAGAGAAUCUUCUAUGAGGAAAAUGGAUUCAUCCUCAUCAAGAAUCUGGUGGCUGAAGGGGACAUCGACAAGUUCAGGAAGGCGUUUGAACGGAUCUGUCGUCAGGAAGUGAAAGUUCCCGGUCUGGUGGUGAUGAGGGACGUGGCCAUCGUUAAGUCAGAGUUUGUUGCAGAUCAGAAAGCAGUCUCCAAACUCCAGGAUUUCCAGGAAGAUGCUGAACUGUUCCGGUACUGCACCUUACCACAGAUUCUGAAGUAUGUGGAGUGUUUCACUGGACCCGACAUCAUGGCAAUGCACACGAUGCUGAUCAACAAACCUCCUGAUGCAGGUAACAAGACGUCUCGUCACCCGAUGCAUCAGGAUCUGCAUUACUUCCCGUUCCGUCCUGCAGACAGGAUCGUCUGCUCCUGGACGGCCAUGGAGAAGGUGGACAGACAAAACGGCUGCCUGGUCGUUCUGCCAGGAACACACACCAGCACGCUGCAGGAGCACGACUACCCACAGUGGGAGGGUGGCGUGAACAAGAUGUACCAUGGCGUGCGUGACUAUGACCCGCAGCACCCCAGGGUGCACCUGGAGAUGGAGAUGGGCGACACCGUCUUCUUCCAUCCGCUGCUGAUCCACGGCUCAGGCAUGAACCAGACUCAGGGCUUCCGCAAGGCCAUCUCCUGCCACUACGCCAGCGCUGGCUGUUAUUACAUCGAUGUGGAGGGAACCACUCAGGAAAACAUUGAGAAAGAGGUGGAGGAAAUCGUCACCAAGAAGUACGCUUUUGACAACAGAAUCAGCUUCCAGGACACCUGGGCUUUCCGAGGCCGCCUGGUGCAGGGAGAGAGGACAUCUCUGUGAAGGCCCACAGCGAGCUACAGCACAGAUCAUAUGGGAGCAGAUCAGAAGCAGGAAGUGUUUGUGGCUUCCUUUAAUUAAAAGGCAUCAUCUUGUUAUAUCAUAUAUAUACUAUACUAAAUAUCAUCGUUAUCUAAUCUUUGUUAUCAUGUACCGGUAAUAAUAAUUUUGAUUUAAUUCACUGUUAUUUGGGGCUUGUGCUCAUUGUAGUUUUUUCAAGUUUUAUUUGACAUAUGCAAGUUAACACAGGGUCAACAGUACAAUGAAAUGUGUGCGAGAGAGACAGCAUGUCAGCUCAGCACAGAACCUGAAUAAAAAGGGAUGUUAAGAUGAAUGAUGAAUAAGAAAAGUAAUCUUUAGGAGUGACAGAGGUAGAGCGGGUUGAGAGAGAAUAUUGAUAUAUAUUUUAUUAAAGCAGAAAUGUGUGAAUAAUCAGUGCACAAACCGAGGCCUUAUAAAUGUUCUGGUGUCAGUUGAUGAUGAGUGAAUGCAUGUUUGUGACAAAUGUUUUAAUAACAAUAAUAAAAAUGCUUUAUUAAUGACA